UCAGAUUUUUUUUAUUGUCUUUCCAACACUGUUUAAGGGGUUAUGUUAAUUUUUUGACGUUUUUAACGUGACAGGUGACAGCUGUCUCAGCUUACAAACAAUUUUAAUUUUUCCCAGUAAUAUUUCUCUUAAACAUGCCAAAACAAAAACUCAGACCCAAGAAACCAAUAUCCUCCUUAUUCUCAAUGUCAGCGGAUUGUGUGGCAUCCAAUUUGAUUUUUUACGAGAACUUGAAUUAUUUGCCCCCUUAUAUCAAGGCAAUAAUCUUGCGCAAAUUAUUAAGAGGCAAAUUUGCAAAAAAUGUGAAUAAAUUACUAUCGGAUUUAAUUUAUCCCGACCUGAACCACAUAAACUUAUCGUCGAUAUACGUGGACGAUGGCACGUUAAAAGUGCUGAAAAGUUGCAUUUAUCUGACUGAAAUAAACUUGCGAAAUUGCGACAAUCAAGGGUUUUCAAGCGAAAGCUUGAAGAUGUUAUUGAAACAAACAGGCAGGUUAUUAGUUCUUGAUAUUUCGCACUGCAAACAAUUUAACGAUGAUGCACUGACGUGCUUAUCAACCAACUGCCAAAACGUGCGAGAGCUAUUAGCGGAAAAUUGCAGCUUCACAGACGCUGGACUUGCAGAUUUGGCCCAAAAUAACAAAAAACUAGAGUGCCUUACAGCAUCCAACAACAAUAUUAGUGGGGAUGGUAUCAGCAGAGCUGUUCAGAAUAAGAACUGGCGAUUUUUACGAGAAUUGCGAUUAGAUAACUGCCCGAAAAUCACAGACGAUGCUUUAAAAACUGUCAUAGAAAACUGCCCAAAAAUAGAAAUUCUGACUUUCUUCAACUGCGAGUUAGGAGACGAAACAUCAAUAUUUCAAGACAUUUCAAAAACUUGCACGAGACUUAAACAAUUGCAUUGGACGGUAACGUGGUAAUGAAACAACACAACCCUUUUAAACAUUUAUUUCUUAUACUUGUAAUUAUUUGAAUAACUAGAUACAUAAAUACAAAAAUGAAAUCUA
This is a messenger RNA of Tribolium castaneum (red flour beetle), 1007 nucleotides long. RefSeq names its product F-box/LRR-repeat protein 20-like. Gene Ontology annotation, cellular component: SCF ubiquitin ligase complex. Bases 135 to 920 code for a protein of 261 amino acids. Lineage: Eukaryota; Metazoa; Arthropoda; Insecta; Coleoptera; Tenebrionidae. Gene Ontology annotation, biological process: SCF-dependent proteasomal ubiquitin-dependent protein catabolic process. The record is from RefSeq and is a predicted model, not a curated record. The transcript is spliced from 5 exons.